GCUACGUUGGGAGCCUCACUCUCGCUCUCCAUGGCUGAGCGCGCGGUCUGUGAGUCCCAGCUGCGGGGCCGCUGUUGGCUCCUCAGGGGGCGGAGGGUGUACGAUGUGACGGACUUUGUGAGGAUUCACCCCGGGGGGGAGACUCUGCUCCGGGACAGGACCGGGACCGACAUCCAAGCCGACCUGGAGGGGCCCCCACACCGGCACUCAGACAAUGCCCUGCGCUGGCUGGAGCAGUAUUAUAUCGGGGACCUGGAGCAAGGGGGCCCCGGGGGCCACACACAGGGAGCAGCCAGUCCGCAGAACCUGAAAGAGAGGAAAAAACAGUACAAUUCUGCCACAGAUCAUGCACACUCUGAACCUGGAAUACACUUUAAAACAUUCAACCCCGAGACGGAUAUAGUUGACUGGGAGAAGCCAUUGCUCUGGCAAGUAGGACACUUACGGGAGAAGUAUGACGAGUGGGUGCAUCAACCAGUCAAUCGCCCCAUCCGACUCUUCCAAACACAGUUUAUGGAGUGGUGUUCGAAAACCUCCUGGUAUAUCGUGUUGGCAGUCUGGGUCCCGGUGGUGGUGUAUUUAAUAUGGUAUUGUCUGACUGAGCUGGCACAAGGGAAGACAAAGCUCUUUUCUUCAUUCACAACAGAUUAUUCCAUUCCCGUGCCCGUCUUCUGUUUCUUUCCACUCUUCCUGGUGGGAAUGAUGAUCUGGACGCUGAUGGAGUAUGCCAUUCACAGAUACGUGUUCCACAUGAACCCCCCAGCCAAUAAUUACUUUCUUAUUACCCUCCACUUCCUGCUUCACGGGCAACACCAUAAGGCUCCGUUUGACAGUUCCCGUCUGGUAUUCCCUCCAGUCCCAGCAUCCUUUGUGAUUGUACCACUGUACAUCAUCCUUCAAUAUGUGCUUCCUGCGGAGGUGGGGUUGUCCCUGUUUGUAGGAGGCCUUUUUGGAUAUGUAGCAUAUGAUAUGACGCACUAUUACCUGCACUAUGGUUCUCCUUCCAAAGGGUCCUACCUGGCUUGGCUUAAGUCCUACCAUGUUCGCCAUCACUUUGAGCACCAAAAGUUAGGAUUUGGCAUUACCAGCACACUGUGGGACCGGCCGUUUAACACGCUAAUUCCUGAGGACUCCGCAAAGGAUUACUAAGCUUUCCUUAGAGAAUCAACAUAUUCUUAAGGAAUUCAUACCGGGGGAGGAGAAAAAGUUUAUUUAUGUUUCGGUUUUAUAAAUGAAAGUUCGUUGUUUUUUUUUCCAUUGAUCCCAAGUGGUAUGGACGCACAAAAGCAGAGAGAUAAUUAUUUAUUUAAAUGUAAAACAAAUUGGAGAGAUGUGUUGGGAGUUCUACGAAAGCCAGUACUGGAUCUUGGUCCCACCUGGAGUGAACGCGGAGUGCCCUGUCUAGCUGUCAGAUUAACGCUGCUGCUAAUGUCUUGGAAAAGGAGAAAUGAAUAUAACUUUCUAUAUAUAUGAAAAUCCACAAUGACAGCGUUAUCAUUAAUAGCUACGGCCCCCUUCAUGUAAAAUCCAGAAUAUGUAAAAAUGUCUUAAAAUAAACUAACUUUUAUAAAA
Pelobates fuscus (common spadefoot toad) is the source of this 1572-nucleotide messenger RNA. It is a transcript of the gene FA2H, whose product is annotated as fatty acid 2-hydroxylase. Lineage: Eukaryota; Metazoa; Chordata; Amphibia; Anura; Pelobatidae. Gene Ontology annotation, molecular function: iron ion binding; heme binding; fatty acid 2-hydroxylase activity. The record is from RefSeq and is a predicted model, not a curated record. The transcript is spliced from 7 exons. Bases 31 to 1149 code for a protein of 372 amino acids. Gene Ontology annotation, cellular component: endoplasmic reticulum; membrane. Gene Ontology annotation, biological process: fatty acid metabolic process; lipid biosynthetic process.